This is a messenger RNA of Thamnophis sirtalis, 603 nucleotides long. The record is from RefSeq and is a predicted model, not a curated record. NCBI's taxonomy places the organism in Eukaryota, Metazoa, Chordata, Lepidosauria, Squamata, Natricidae.
AUGCCAAUGAUUGCCUUUCUUUUCCUUGUAGUCAACAACAAAUAUGGCUUGAAAUGCAAAAACUGCAAGACUCACAUCCAUCAUCACUGCCAAAGUUAUGUGGAAUUUCAGCGCUGCUUUGGCAAGAUACCUCCAGGUUUCCGCCGUGCUUACAGCUCUCCAUUGUACAGUGCCCAACAACUCUCAGGUGGUAACCGAAAUGAUCCUGUCUUCGAUACCCUGCGGUCGGGGGUUAUCAUGGCGAACAAGGAGCGCAAGAAAGGACAGGAUAACAAAAAAAACCCUUUGGCUGCCAUGAUGGAAGAAGAAACAGAUGCCCCCAAACCAGAAAGUGACAAACCGGAGGGAGAACAUGGGAAGAAAAUUGGACAGAUUGGAGACAAAAUUGGAUACUUUCCACCAAACUUUAUUAUCCGAGUCCGUGCAGGAGAACGCGUGCAUAAGGUCAUGAGGUCUUUUGUGGGCAACAAAGAAAUUGGUCAGAUUACAUUAAAAAAGGAUCAGAUUGUGGUACAGAAAGGAGAGGAGCUGAAUGGGUAUGUCAAAGUCUACACUGGCCGCAAAGUGGGACUCUUCCCCGCGGACUUCUUGCAGGAGAUCUGA